Molecule: messenger RNA, 1224 nt
Organism: Lasiodiplodia theobromae
Lineage: Eukaryota; Fungi; Ascomycota; Dothideomycetes; Botryosphaeriales; Botryosphaeriaceae
Product: Sorbitol dehydrogenase
Exons: 3
Coding region: 1-1224 (407 amino acids)
Biological process (GO): D-sorbitol catabolic process
Molecular function (GO): L-iditol 2-dehydrogenase (NAD+) activity
Source: RefSeq, a predicted model, not a curated record
AUGGCGCCCUCCGUAAUUCUGGACAACAGCGACAGCAUGCAGCUCAAUGGCAAAGCAUCGCACGCCGGCAGCACGAGCGUCUCGGAACUCCAGAAAUAUGGCAACCCCUCGCUCAAGGUCACGGCCGACCACCGCAUAAAGAUGGAGGAAGCGCCAAUCAACGAGCCAGGGCCCGGCGAAGUCCUCAUCCACAUCAAGGCAACAGGAGUCUGCGGCUCCGACAUCCACUUUUGGAAACGCGGUGCCAUCGGUACCCUUACUGUCGACGGCGACUGCAUUCUCGGCCACGAGGCGGCCGGCAUCGUCGUGCGCGCGCACCCCACCGUGACGACGCUGCGGCCAGGUGAUCGCGUAGCGCUGGAGCCGGGCGUGCCGUGCGGGAGCUGCUUCCUUUGCCGGUCGGGGCGCUACAAUCUGUGCUCGGACGUGGCCUUCGCGGGAGUAUACCCCUACGACGGCACGCUGCAGCGCUUCAAGACGCACCCGGCGCGCUGGUGCCACAAGCUUCCGGCCGCCAUCAGCUUCGGCGAGGCCGCCCUGCUGGAGCCGUUGUCGGUCGUGCUGCACGGCAUCGCCACCGCUCCGCUCUCGCUCGGCCGCCCCGCCCUCGUGUGCGGCGCCGGUCCCAUCGGCUUGCUCGCUCUCGCCGCUGCCCGCGCCAGUGGCGCCAACCCCCUUGUCGUCACUGACCUCGAGCCGCGCCGUCUCGAGUUUGCCAAGCGCUACGUGCCUGGCUGCCGCACAUACCGCGUCGACCCGGCCCUGGGAGCGCGUGGGAACGCCGAUGCUGUGCGGAGGCUGUUCUUGGGAGAAGGCGCCGAGGUUGAGGGGCUGAGUGAGGAGGAGCGUGAGUAUCUGGCCCCUGACACUGUGCUCGAGUGCACCGGAGUUGAGAGCAGUGUCUGCACGGCCGGCUUCGCCGCGCGCCGCGGUGGCACUGUCUGCGUCAUUGGCGUCGGCAAGGAUAUCAUGAACAACCUGCCCUUCAUGCACAUGAGCUUGGCUGAGAUCAAUCUCAAGUUCAUCAACCGCUACCGCGACACCUGGCCUGCUGGCAUCUCGGCAAUUAGCGGCGGAGUCCUCGACGUCAAGCCGCUCAUCUCGCACGUCUUCCCCCUUGCCAAGUCCAAGGAGGCCCUCGAGCUGUGCUCGGACCUUACCCAAGGCAGCAUCAAGGUGCAGAUUGUCGACGAAGUGGAGGUACCUUUGGCUACAGAAGCGUGA